Penicillium angulare is the source of this 2790-nucleotide messenger RNA. RefSeq names its product mitofusin. Gene Ontology annotation, biological process: mitochondrial fusion. The transcript is spliced from 4 exons. Gene Ontology annotation, cellular component: mitochondrial outer membrane. Lineage: Eukaryota; Fungi; Ascomycota; Eurotiomycetes; Eurotiales; Aspergillaceae. Gene Ontology annotation, molecular function: GTP binding; GTPase activity. Bases 1 to 2790 code for a protein of 929 amino acids. The record is from RefSeq and is a predicted model, not a curated record.
AUGAGUCAGGAGUAUUUCCCCGGCGAGGGAUCUUCACGGUCCGCCUCGUCUCGUUUUUCUGGUGAAGAAGAAGAACGGAAUCCUUUCUUUGCCCAACCCCCACCGGCCUACAUGACUGUCGGUAAUGGGUCGACGUCGGACAACGCAACCGCGCUUAUGACUUCGUUAGCCAACGAUUCGGGCUAUGGAGGUAGUAUCGCAGAUGGUGGUGCUACAAAUGAGGGCUCGAGUGCCGCUUGGCGUGCUGGUCUGCUGGAAGACCGACCAACUCCGGCGCAUACUCCAACGCGCCCGGGCGAGUACAACCCCGCUGCUGAACAUGAGAAACAAAUCGUCGCGAACCAUGUCCAUCAACUUCUGUACAACUCAAACCGGACCAAGCUUGGUCGUGCGAUUUCCCGGACUAUUGAAACAUUGAAGGAACUCCAGGAUAUGAAUCGCCAGUGGCCCGCCCAUUAUCCCUCCGUACAAAAUGCGCAAAGCACCCCUCCGUCGCCUUCAGAGCGUCCACACUUGCACACGGCACAAUCCGACUUUGGUAUGGAUGAUGCUCGACCGACAUCUCCCCCUCGACCUGAAUUAAAGCGCGCCACAACUACGACGAAUGGAGAGGAUCUUGGUGAAUCAAGCACCGCUGCUGAGCGCCGUCCAGCGCCUGAGCCAAGACUGAUGACCCCGCAAAUCGCCCAAGAGUUCUCGAUCCUCAAGCUUGAUCUCAAAUUGGGGGCUUUAUCACAGGCGGAACUAGUGCAUUCGUUAGAGAAGGCCUCGAUAGCCUCGUUGCUCGAUGGAAGAAUCAGUCAGAGUGUAAAGCAUCUUCUUUCGUUACGAGAUCGAAUUGAAGAUACGGCAAGUAAGGUGUUGAUCACCGGUGAUCUAAAUGCCGGAAAGUCGACAUUUUGCAACGCCCUGCUCAGACGAAAGGUUCUGCCGGAGGAUCAACAGCCUUGCACGAGCAUUUUCUGUGAGGUCCUUGAUGCUCGUGAGAACAGUGGAAUCGAGGAGGUUCAUGCAGUGCACAAAGAUAUCCCGUACAACCGCAAUGAUGAAAGUACCUAUGAUGUUUACCCCAUGAGCAAGCUCGAGGAUCUUGUCGUCGACAACUUGAAAUACAUGCAGUGCAAGGUUUAUGUCAAGGACGUGCGGUCGAUUGAUGAGUCCUUACUCAACAACGGUGUUGUUGAUAUUGCUUUGAUUGACGCACCCGGCUUGAAUUCAGAUUCUUUGAAGACAACUGCUGUAUUUGCACGUCAGGAAGAAAUUGAUGUUGUUGUUUUUGUGGUUUCCGCCGCCAAUCACUUCACCCUCUCCGCAAAGGAAUUCAUUCUCAAUGCCGCCCAUGAGAAAGCCUACAUCUUCAUGGUGGUGAACGGAUUUGACCAAAUUCGCGACAAGCAACGUUGUGAACGCAUGAUUCUGGAUCAAGUAGGCAAGCUCAGCCCUCGCACAUACAAAGAGGCCGCAGAGCUAGUACACUUUGUUUCAAGCAAUGCUAUCCCUGUUGCUCCUCCAGGGUCUUUAUCACAGUCUGGUUCUGGCGGAGGAGGUGAUGGCUCGGACCCUCAUGAUGAUGACGAUGAUGACAAGGCCGGCAAGGGUAAGGGCAAGGAAAAGGAACAGGAGAAGAUUCAGGAUUUCGAAAACUUGGAAGGAGCUUUGCGACGCUUUGUUCUUGAGAAACGAUCUCGCUCCAAGCUUGCCCCCGCUCGAACUUACCUUCUGAAUCUCCUUGCCGACCUCAACUCGCUUGCUACCGUCAACCGUGACGUUGCCCAGUCUGAACUCACUCGGGUUACAAAUGAACUAGCCGAGCUUGAACCCGCAUACGAGAAUGGCAAAAGGCAGAAGGGUGAGCUAACAGAAGGUGUGGAUAGAGCUAUUGACGAAUCAUGUGAUGAUGUCUAUAAUCACACACGCUCCAGCCUCUCUGAUACAAUCUCUCGGGUGUCUGAAGCAGAUUUAGGCGUGGAGUAUCCUGGUCUCUUUGGCGCAUUCCAAUACGCCGAAGACCUCAAACUCGCAAUGCUUGAUCAAAUCUCCUCUGCUGUUACAGACUGUGAAGACUACGCUAGGGAGACGACCGUCAAGGGAGUUGGUUUCAUUCAAAAUAUCGGUCUGCUGCAUGUCGGUGAAGACAAGUUCAGUCCACUCAACUUCCGUGGAGACUUGAUGUUCCGACGAGGUCGCCGUCAUGCCUUAGGCCGGCAGGUACAUACUGAAGUCGAGCUAUGGGACUUCUUUGAUGUGGCUGGCCUAUGGGAGCGCCAGGAGAAGGUAGCGGGCACAGGUAUGGCAAUGACUGCAGUCACCGUGCUAGGAGGCAGAGUCUUCGGUGGUUUCAGUUGGGUCGACAGUGCAUUGAGCACGGUCAAGGUUCUUGGUCCGAACAACGUCCGCCGGCUAUUCCUUCCCAGCGUUCUUACAGCUGCCGUUUUGACUGCCGCUUAUGUCCUGUCUUCUAUCCCGACAACCUUGCCUCCGCGGAUCUCUAAAAAGAUUUCAGCGGCACUUGCAGAGAUGGAUUAUGUUCAUUCAAACUCAACCCGUAUCUCAGCCGAAGUCCGGCGUAUCCUCCGUUUACCUGCCAAAAAUCUGCAGACAUGCCUCUCUCAAGACAUCGAAGACCUUGGUCGUCGCAAGCAGGAAGUCGCCAAGGUCAAGCAGGAGAGCGAGGUUGCUACCAAGUACUUCUCGAACUUGUUCCGUGAUAGCACUGAGAACCGCCGCUCUGUCGAGGAUCUCGAUUUAGAUGGCCCACUCCCUGGUGGCAUGGGUGCCUUCAACCUUUAA